UCACGGCACUCCAAGCUGGAGAAGGCUGACAUCCUGGAGAUGACAGUCAAGCACCUGCGGAGCCUCCAGCGAGCCCAGAUGACUGCUGCUUUGAGCACAGACCCUACGGUGCUGGGCAAGUACCGUGCUGGCUUCAGUGAGUGCAUGAACGAGGUGACACGCUUCCUCUCCACCUGUGAGGGUGUCAACACCGAGGUGCGCACUCGGCUCCUGGGCCACCUGGCCAGCUGCAUGACCCAGAUCAACGCCAUGAACUACCCUGCACCCCCACCACCACCACCACCGCUGCCACCAGCUGCAGCCUUUGGGCCACCCCUGGUGCCGCCGGGCAGCGCUACAGGGCCGCUCCCGGGCAUGCCCUGCAAGCCAGGCACUGACACGGCCAAGGUGUACAGUGGCUUUCAGAUGCUGCCAGCCUCCGAUGGGCAAUUUGCCUUCCUCAUCCCCAGCACUGCCUUUGCUCCUGGCGGAGCUGUGCUGCUUCCCUCAGCUGCCACUGCUGCCUCGCCGCCUGGCCCGCCACCCGGCACAGCUGACUCGGUCUGGAGACCCUGGUGA
Messenger RNA from Nestor notabilis (Kea), 558 nucleotides. Its product is annotated as transcription factor HES-1-like. The record is from RefSeq and is a predicted model, not a curated record. Gene Ontology annotation, molecular function: protein dimerization activity; DNA-binding transcription factor activity, RNA polymerase II-specific; RNA polymerase II cis-regulatory region sequence-specific DNA binding. NCBI's taxonomy places the organism in Eukaryota, Metazoa, Chordata, Aves, Psittaciformes, Psittacidae. Gene Ontology annotation, cellular component: nucleus. Gene Ontology annotation, biological process: anterior/posterior pattern specification; regulation of transcription by RNA polymerase II; negative regulation of neuron differentiation.